GAUGUAAUGCUACGUGCGUACAUACAUACAUACCGAGGCAUAUUGACGCCGGUGGCACGGAAUCACACGGUACGGAACAGCAGUAGACAGUGGAAUAGCAGCAUCACUACGAGCGUGGUGUGCGCACGGCCGUCAUGAACGAGGUUUCACGCUUGUCUGUCGCUUGUCUCGCACGUUGUAUCGUCAACGAAUAAUGCAAUGAGUACGAUGAUGAUGCCAUGCGACAUUCGACGGUGAAAUCGGCGAUACGAACAACAGUAACGACGAUGAUGAUGUCGAUAACGCCGCGAGUGCGGAGUAACGGUCGUGUGCAACGUGGAACUGCUGUCGCAGCUUAAAUCGUGCAACAUACGCUGUUCACAUCGCUUUCACGUCCAAACUUCUGCGUGUUUUCCUUCUCCCUUCAGCGCGAUCGGGACGUCGACGCCGAGACGCCGGACGAAACGGUCCCGGGCGCAAUGGCAGCUCACAAGACGGGCGGGCAGACCGCCCGUAAGAAAGUUCAGGUAUCUAUGGUUAUAAGAGACGAAGUAGAGAAGCAGCAUAGGGCUGGUGUUAAUUCCUUACAGUAUGAUCCAGCUCUGCAUAGGCUAUAUUCCGCUGGUAGAGACAGUAUCAUAAGGAUAUGGAAUUGUAGAAAUAUGAAGGAACCAUAUAUCCAAUCUAUGGAACAUCAUACUGAUUGGGUUAAUGAUAUAGUGCUAUGUUGUAGUGGCAAAAAUCUUAUAUCUGCAAGUUCUGACACUACUGUCAAGGUAUGGAAUGCACAUAAAGGUUUCUGUAUGUCCACCUUGCGCACGCACAAGGAUUACGUUAAAGCAUUAGCAUAUGCCAAAGAUAGAGAGCAAGUUGCUAGCGCGGGUCUAGACAAGUCAAUAUUUCUAUGGGAUGUUAAUACAUUAACUGCUCUUACUGCGAGUAAUAAUACAGUCACAACUUCAUCCCUGAGUGGAAAUAGAGACUCUAUAUACAGUCUUGCCAUGAAUCAGAUUGGCACAGUUAUCGUGAGUGGUAGCACGGAGAAAGUUCUUCGAGUGUGGGAUCCACGAUUUUGUACCAAACUCAUGAAACUUCGUGGUCACACGGAUAAUAUUAAAGCCUUAGUCUUAAACAGGGACGGUACACAGUGUUUAUCAGCGAGUUCCGAUGGUACUAUUAAAUUGUGGUCGCUUGGCCAACAGAGAUGUGUGCAAACAUUUAGAGUUCAUAAAGAAGGAGUAUGGGCGUUAUUGGCAACGGAUAAUUUUAGCCAUGUAAUAUCUGGAGGCAGGGAUAAGAGAGUAGUAAUGACAGAAUUAAGCUAUGCAGAGAGAUAUACAGUCAUUUGCGAAGAAAAGGCACCUAUACUCAAAAUGGCUAUGACACCAGAUCAAUCUAGUAUUUGGGUAGCCACCAGCGAAUCAACUAUAAAUAAUUGGCCAAUAAGCCAAAAAGAUUGGCAAGAAUUAGGAAUAGGAGAUUAUUGUGAUUCCGCGAGUAAUGUAGCGGGCAAUAUUUUAAGAAAUACCGAACCUACACAGAAAAUAUUGGGUGGUCCUGCCAUAAGACAUUAUCAUAUAUUAAAUGAUAAAAGACAUGUUUUGACAAAGGAUACAGAAGAGAAUGUUGCACUAUAUGAUGUAUUAAAGGCAUGUAAAAUAGAAGAUUUAGGCAGAGUUGAUUUCGAGCAAGAAUGUAAAAAGAGAAACAAAAUGGUAUAUGUUCCAAACUGGUUUAACGUCGAUCUCAAAACAGGGAUGUUAACUAUACAUUUAGGACAAGACGAAAAUGAUUGCUUCUCUGCAUGGGUUUCCGCCAAAGAAACAGGUCUAGCAGAGAACGAUGCUGUAGAUCAGAAAGUAAAUUAUGGAAACCUUUUGCUGCAAGCAUUACUCGAACACUGGUGGAGACCAUUACAUGCUGAUGACGAGAAUGAGGGUAAUGGCAAUGAUGGAAAUGGUCCUUUACAACACACGAGAGGAGGAAAUCCAUAUUUCUCAGUUCCUAGUCAUACACCUGUCAUCUUUAGUGAAGUGGGAGGUAGAACUAUCUACCGACUAUUGGUUCGAGAUGCUGCAGGAGAAACUGAGGGUGUCCUAUUAAACGAAACUGUACCACCAUGGGUAGUGAAUAUUGUCGUGGACAAGAAUCUUCCUCAGUUUAUUAAAAUACCUUUUUAUCUUCUUCCACACGCUUCUUCAGGUGUAAAAAGUUUGAAAAAGGAUCGUUUAAUAGCCAAUGAUUUUAUACAAGUACGUAAAGUGGCCGAACAUGUUUACGAUAAAGUACUCGGUGCAGGAAGCGAUUCAGGUUCAGUGGCUGGCGGUGGAAAUACAGUUUCCAGCGGAUCUCCGGCAGGCGAUAGGACGAAUACGGACUCUAAUGCUGAUAAUUCUUCAUUGGCUGAAGAAAAAGUCGAACUCCUAUGUAACGAUCAAGUCUUGGAUCCUUCAAUGGAUUUGAGAACAGUUAGACAUUUCAUUUGGAAAAGUUCGGCGGAUUUAACACUUCAUUAUCGUCCUGUUAAAUAGUUAGGAUUAACAUUACAUCAUGAACCUUUACAGUGUGCCUGGUUUUAUACCAUGAAUAGUGGAAAAUACAUAGGCUACUUGCAGAAUAUGGUACCUUGUGCCACCUUCUUAGGAAAUGAUCACCUGGAUUUGACGAACGUUUCGUGUGAUGUUGAGGCAGGAGCGAAAGAAAGCGAGGCGUAUUUGGAGUAUUAGGACAUAAUGUAAAAUUUUAAGGCAAUAAUGUGUGGAAGUAUUAAUAUAAAUUGCUCACUUUUAUACACUUGCAUCCUGCGGCCAAAUUCACACAACAGAACAUUACUCUCGAUUAAUCUGCUUGAGAAUAUCAUGCUUUUGUACCUGGAUGUAGAGUUUAAAGUCUUGUUGUCAGCCAUAUAUCGUCUUCCCACUUUAAAGAUAUCAUUAAAACCGCAUGACACAAUUACAAAAAAAAAACAGCACAACUACAGAAAAAGGGGAUAGACCGUAUGGCCGAGAAAAUUGUUGUUUCGUUAGGUCUAAUGGAUCCAGGUGAUCCCCUCACAAAUGCUUCUCAAAACAAUUUCCUCUAUUAAUUCUAUUUUAGCUGUGUAUUUCGUAAUCAGUACAUAGAAUCGUCUUCUUUUAGUAUUAUAAUAAAAGUAUUGAAUAUUUAUUGAGGGUAUAAGAAAUUAUACGUUUUGUUAUAUGCAUGCAUGCAAAAUGUGUAUUCCACACCUGCCUUGUUAUAUUAGAGAGCGAAAAAAAGAAAUAUAUAUAUAUAUAAAUAUAUAUGAGAGAGAGAAGAAAAAUAUGUCAAUUUAC
Molecule: messenger RNA, 3293 nt
Organism: Acromyrmex echinatior (Panamanian leafcutter ant)
Lineage: Eukaryota; Metazoa; Arthropoda; Insecta; Hymenoptera; Formicidae
Product: WD repeat-containing protein 48
Biological process (GO): double-strand break repair via homologous recombination
Molecular function (GO): ubiquitin binding
Source: RefSeq, a predicted model, not a curated record